Molecule: messenger RNA, 3039 nt
Organism: Mixia osmundae IAM 14324
Lineage: Eukaryota; Fungi; Basidiomycota; Mixiomycetes; Mixiales; Mixiaceae
Exons: 8
Coding region: 1-3039 (1012 amino acids)
Biological process (GO): DNA-templated transcription initiation
Molecular function (GO): DNA binding
Source: RefSeq, a predicted model, not a curated record
AUGAACACUGGCGGCUACGCUCUACCCGGUGGCGCGAGCUCCAUGCCACCGCCAUCGACGGGCAAUGGCUUCGUGCCCAUCUCCAACCUGUCGAGCCUUUCCUCCGCUGCUGCGCCCAACAUGUCAGCAGAUCAGACGAACAUGGGAGGCAACAUCAAGGGCAAGGAGAUUGUCAAGCCUGUCGCGCAACAGCCCAUCAUCCCCAACGUGCACGGUCUGGUUCCUACGUUGCAAAACAUCGUCGCUACUGUGAAUCUCGAGUGCAAGCUCGAUCUCAAGACGAUCGCUCUUCACGCGAGAAAUGCCGAGUACAACCCAAAGCGAUUCGCCGCCGUCAUCAUGCGCAUCCGCGAGCCAAAGACGACCGCGCUCAUCUUUGCGUCUGGCAAGAUGGUCGUGACGGGAGCAAAGUCAGAGGACGAUUCUCGUCUGGCGUCGCGCAAGUACGCGAGAAUCAUCCAGAAGCUCGGCUUCGAGGCCCAAUUCAAGGAGUUCAAGAUCCAGAACAUCGUCGGCAGUUGCGACGUCAAGUUCCCUAUCCGCCUCGAAGGUCUCGCCUAUUCGCACGGCCAUUUCUCGUCCUACGAGCCAGAGCUGUUCCCCGGUCUCAUCUACCGCAUGGUCAAGCCCAAGGUUGUUCUGCUCAUCUUUGUCUCGGGCAAGAUCGUCCUGACAGGUGCCAAAGUUCGAGAGGAGAUCUACUCGGCCUUCCAGCUCAUCUAUCCUGUCUUAGCCACAGAGCACUCGCUCGCUGUUGUAUGGGGCUGCAUGUUGAUCUCGUCCUCGAUCGCCCCGCGGGCGGCGGGCGUCCCUUGCCUGUCUCGUGCACGCGCCGACCGCGAGCUCGAGCCGUUCUGCGGUCUGAUCUCACUGAUGAGCGAGCGACGGGGCUCUCUCACCCGUGACGACGACGGCAACGAUCACGGCGAGGCUAUCGAGCCACCACGACGACCGUCUGCACGGCGGGCGGCCAGCUCCGGGGAGCCGCAGCUGUUCUUCGACUCUGCCGCCGAGGAUGAAGACGAAGGGGACAGUGUGGACGAAGAGGUCGGAAGAUCGGCGCCGAAAGCUAAGCGUAAGCCUCGAAUGUUCAGCCUGCUCAUGUAUACUCGCCAUGCUGUCCGACAUGCCGUCGACUCGCCCGUCUCUUGGGAUCAGCUCCAUCAGCCGUCACUAGAUCUCGCGGUCGUUCGUCCUCUCGUCACCCGGAUGGGUAACACGAGGGAUCCCGGAAUCGUCUUUUGCCUGCUCCUCAACAGGAGCCGGUUCCUACAAGAAGCGAGUGACAAGCCAGGCUUUGCAGGCAUCAACAAUGCUCGCGCGAACCUCUGCGAAUUGAUAGCUAUCAAACUGCUCGGCCAGUUCACACAGACUAGACUCGAGCUCGUCCGUGUUCUCUGCACCCCAAGGUCGCCCUUUUCGGGCGCGAAUCCAGGUCUUUUCAACGAGGUAGACGCAAACGAAGUGCUCGAGCUGCGCAAAUGGGGCCAUAAGGAGAGAGCCUCUGCGCUCGAGAUCGCCAUCGUCUGCAGCGCCAAACAUUUCAUAAAGACGCCGCUAUGUCAUCAAGUCAUCACUGGCAUCUACAGAGGCGAGAUUGAGUAUCAACCUGGCUUCGCGGGCAGCGCUAUCCUCAGUGAUGCUUACAAAACCAGGCCGGUCAGGCUGUACGACUGGACGAGCAGCGACAGACCGCUUCUUGACCAUACAAGACUACGAGUACCUCUGAUCCGAGAUUGGAUAUUUCGAUUCACCUUUCUAGCCAUGGUAGCGAUCUACCUCGCCGUACUACGGAAUCACAAGAGCGAUCGCAUAGACGCUUGGGAGGGCCUCUUCAUUUUUUGGUCAUGCGGCUUCGCCCUGGAUGAGCUGGCAUCGGUCGUCUCGGGGGGUACGGACGCGUAUCUCAAGGAGUUCUGGAAUUCGCUCGACAUGGCCUUUGUCGCUUGCUUCGCUGCCUAUCUAACGAUACGGAUCUAUGGCUUCACAACGAACUUGCCAGAAGCGGCCGAGCUCGCAUUUGAUGUGCUCUCCUUAGCGGCUUGCACGCUCUUGCCACGCUUGGCAGGCUUAUUGCUAUCAGAAAACGUCGUCCUCAUCGGCCUGAGAGCCAUGUUCAGAGAUUUCUCGGCCUUUCUACUCCUGGCUGUCAUCUGCGCAAGCGGCUUCCUCGUCACAUUCUGGACUCUCGGAAGUGGCACGUGGACGUUUGGUCAGACCGCCUGGCUACUCUUACAAAUAUGGUUUGGCUCGACGUAUGUGGGCUUUGAAUCUGCUUCUAGUUUCCAUCCUGUGCUCGGGCCGAUUCUCAUGGUCGUCUUUGCCGCUCUAGCGAAUACGCUGCUACUAACAAUCCUAAUCUCCCUCUUGUCCAACACAUUUGCGAUCGUAGCAGCGACAGCGGAUCAGGAAUUCCUCUAUCAACAGGCGCUGCGUACGAUCGAGCGGAUCAGAGGCGAGGCACUCUUUGUCUAUCCAGUGCCGCUCAAUCUGAUUGCGCUCAUCAUUAUUGGACCGGCCAGCUAUAUGCUGACGCCAAAGCAGCUACACGCACUCAAUGUAGCGCUGACAAGGGUCGCCAACUUCCCCGUCUUGCUCGGCAUAGCAAUCUGGCAACGCGUACAGCACCGUCUACGCACGCGCCCGCUCCAGCUCGAGGAAGCAAGCGAGCUACCACGCGAUGUCUGGCUUGGCUCUGAGGAGGCAUUGCGAUGCAUCUUUGAGCAGGAUGUCAGUGACGAGGCCAAACGAUGGGAGGACACCACAACCCGAAAGGAGGACGCUGUCAGCUCCACGAGCGUGGGCAGCAUUGCGCAGAUGCCGGACUCAGCAGCGCACACUGUGGCUACAGCAGAGCAAUCAGGUCGUUUAGUGAGCUUAGGCAAGAUGCUUGGGCUUGCACGACCGGGCCAAGUGCCUACGGCCAGCAACCUAGAUGACAGACUGUGCGCGAUCGAGCUGCAGGGCAGACGCAUCGAGGAUAUGCUGCAAUCGUUAUUGGCCGCACAAUCUCUUCGAGCUGACAAGACUGCCAAGUAA